Messenger RNA from Cladocopium goreaui, 1089 nucleotides. Lineage: Eukaryota; Dinophyceae; Suessiales; Symbiodiniaceae. The record is from the annotation of a GenBank genome assembly.
AUGCCCCGCGUCAGGAUGGAGAAACCUUCAGCGCUCAGAGCAUGCCAGGGUCUUGGUGAGGCACGGGUGGCCUCCAAGAUCUCCCAAAAACGAAGGGUUUCACCGGCAAAAGAUGCCCCCAAGGCAUUGAAAGCGGUGGAAGGCACUGGCGCAGCGCCAAAACCAGUGCCUUCGCAAGCGCCAGCACAAGAGGCUCCCGAAGUGAAGGAAGCACCAGGCCCUGCGGAUGUUGCACAGUGGCAGGUGGGGAAGCAAGGCGUGAGCGACAUUUCUCCUUCGUCGGACCAGCGCUUGCUGUUGCGAGCGCCGGAGUCGGGCAUGUCGAAGGAUGCCACGGUGCCUGCAGAUGGAGCAGAGGUAACUCUGAACCUGGAAAUCUUCGAGCUCUCCGCUGCCGCGCCUGCGCAGCGUUUUUCGGCCCGCGGCCUGCGCGCGCAGGCGGGCAGUGGCCACGUGCAGCUGCCGGAGGAACUCGAGAAACCUGGCAGGCUGAUCAUUCCGUGUGUGAAACCCGGGGGCGUCUUCCUGGCUCACAGUAAGAAGUUUGGAGAGUUCGGCCCGCUCCCUGAGACGGGCAUGUGGCAAUCUUUGUCGACUUGUGUGGACAAGGAGGUUUUGAUGAAAGUGGAACUGUUGGAAGCCCAAGAUCUCUGUCUGGCCACCCUGGAGGGCCACGAGCGCUUGGAGUAUGCCAAAGGCCGCAAAGACGCCGCGGCCGGCUACUUCAAACGUGGCAAGUACGAGGCGGCACUUGAGAGAUACAGCUUGGCUGCUGAGAUGCUCCAGGAUCGUGCUGAUAUCAAGGAUACCUCCUUGUACUCGCAAGCGAAAGAGGUGAGAUCUGCCUGUGAGUUGAAUGCGGCCGCAUGUUUGCUGAAGCUUGAGAAGUGGAGAGACGUUGAGGCUGUUUGCAAUGCCAUUCUCAGAACGAAUCCAGUCAAUGAGAAGGCUGUGGCGGCCUUGUUCCGGCGCGGCAAGGCCCUGCUGGCACUGGGCCACGGGGACCGGGCGGAGAAGGACCUGAAGCAGGUGCUGGAGGCGAUGGUGAGUUUCUUGUGUGUGUUUUUUUUUUUUUUUAAACAUUGUUAG